Molecule: messenger RNA, 288 nt
Organism: Mesocestoides corti
Lineage: Eukaryota; Metazoa; Platyhelminthes; Cestoda; Cyclophyllidea; Mesocestoididae
Source: the annotation of a GenBank genome assembly
AUGAAUCCGCAGUGCCCGCCGAAGCCACAGUUGAAAUUAGCCGAGGUCGACGACUUCGGCCGACGCAUCAUCCUCCAGUCGGUGCUCAAGGCCGACCUCCUCUACUGCACCGAGGACGAGAUGGCCAAGAGCAUCCGCAUCGACUUGAACAACAAGUUGGGCGGCCACUGGCACGUCAUUGUUGGCCGACACUUCGCAAGCUACUUCACCUACACUCCGGGAUACUUGGCCCAUGUGAUUCAGGGGAACAUGCAAUUCCUCGUGUACCAGUACCUGGAGAACAAGUAA